UUUUGUCGAAAAAAAUUCACAUUUCAUUCCGAAAAUUAAUGAAACUUUGCAACUAAGUAGAUUCUAUAUAAUAAAAUGGCUUUAAACUACGAGGAAAUGAGCUGGAGAGAUGUGCGCGACCACUUCCGUAAAUGGAGGGAAGAUAAUGAACGACGCAGCGAUGAUGUUAUCCAGCUAUGGGAAGCUAUACUAGAGGACAAAGUAUCAAAAACUGGCAACGAAAGACACUUGAUUUUGGAACAAGUUAUUGUGGCUGCCCUCGAUACGUCACGUUUUGACAUUGCCGGCAGAUGUAUUAAAGAAUUGAGCCAAGAAUUUCCCGGCAGUAUGCGUGUAAUGAAAUUUAAGGCAAUGCGUUUGGAAGCCAUGGAACGAUAUAGUGAAGCUAUUGAAGUCUUAGAUGCUAUAAUUGCCAAAGAUGAAACUAAUGCUGCUCCACGAAAACGUAAAAUUGCCAUAUUGAAAGCCAAAGGUCGUCGCACAGAUGCCAUUAAGGAACUUAACGAGUAUCUGAAGAAAUUUAUGUCCGAUCAGGAAGCUUGGCAUGAACUUUGCAAUUUAUACAUGGCCGAAGGUGAUUACGCCAAAGCUGCCUUUUGUAUGGAAGAAGUUCUUUUACACAAUCCACACAGUCAUUUGAUACAUCAAAGGCUAGCUGAAAUUCGUUAUACUAUGGGUGGUGCUGAAAAUAUUGAUAUAGCCAGAACAUAUUAUUCACAGGCAUUGAAGCUUAAUCCCAACAAUUUGAGAGCUCUUUAUGGUAUUUAUUUGUGUUGCAGUAGCAUAGCAAAUUCAAGAGCUUUGGGUUCGAAACGCAAAGAAGCUUAUAAGAUGGCCCAAUGGGCUUUGGAUCAGGCCAAUAAAUUAACAUCAUCUGUGUCAAAAAUAGAAAAUAACGAUAAACUAAUUGCAUCGCUGGAAAGUGCGUUUGGCCAUUUGGAAAUUAAAUCCUAUUGACCAGAACGAUGACAAACCCCAAGAGCAUUUAUUUAUAAAAGCCUUCUAUGUCAAUGAAUGUCUAUCACCCCCCACAUAACGUUAACA
Molecule: messenger RNA, 1044 nt
Organism: Musca vetustissima
Lineage: Eukaryota; Metazoa; Arthropoda; Insecta; Diptera; Muscidae
Product: ER membrane protein complex subunit 2-like
Exons: 5
Coding region: 76-957 (293 amino acids)
Biological process (GO): protein folding in endoplasmic reticulum
Cellular component (GO): EMC complex
Molecular function (GO): protein binding
Source: RefSeq, a predicted model, not a curated record